Ostrinia furnacalis (Asian corn borer) is the source of this 934-nucleotide messenger RNA. Its product is annotated as stromal cell-derived factor 2. Bases 39 to 716 code for a protein of 225 amino acids. The record is from RefSeq and is a predicted model, not a curated record. The transcript has 4 exons. NCBI's taxonomy places the organism in Eukaryota, Metazoa, Arthropoda, Insecta, Lepidoptera, Crambidae.
GGAGCCGCGUUACUUUUCUCUAUGGCCGCGAGUGAAAAAUGAUUUUUCACAAGUUUUCCAUUAUUUCUUUAGUAUUUACGUUAGUUCUUUAUACUUCAUUAUUUAUUAAAUCUUCAAAUGGCUCUAAAGCGGAAUAUGUAACAUGUGGGACGAUACUGAAACUGAUAAAUCCUGAUCUCCGACUUCGGCUACAUUCCCAUGAUGUGAAGUAUGGCUCAGGCUCUGGCCAGCAGUCUGUGACUGGUGUGGACGUAUCGGACGAUCACAACAGCCACUGGGCGGUGCGGCCCGCGACUGGCGAGACAUGUAAACGAGGUGCACCUAUAAAAUGCAACACAGUUAUAAGAUUACAACAUGUUGCAACAAAGAAGAAUCUGCAUUCGCAUUACUUCACAUCGCCCCUGUCGGGCAACCAAGAGGUGUCAUGUUACGGGGAUGAAAAUGGAGAGGGAGAUAGUGGAGACAACUGGACCGUAGUCUGCAACAAUGACUACUGGAGGAGAGAUACACCUGUGAAACUAAAGCAUGUUGACACUGCCACAUUCUUAGCUGGUUCAGGCCGCACCUUCGGCCGACCUAUCAGUGGCCAGGGAGAAAUAGUUGGCAUCAACUCACAGUAUGGAGCAUACACCGACUGGCAAGCCAAAGAGGGUCUCUUUGUGCACCCAAGUGAUCCGCUGCCACACCAAAAACACGCUGUACAUUCCGAGUUAUAGUUUGUGUUAGUGUAAAUGAACUUAUUUGUAAAGUGUGAUUAUGUUACUAUUAGUUUUACAAUUUGUGAUGUGAUAUCUACUGGAACAAUUCACUAACUUAUCAUGACAUUCUACAUGGUAUGAUGUCACUUUAAAUUUAACUAUCUUACUAUUGAAAAAGUGGUACUGAACAUCAUGUCACAACUGUAUGAGUAAAAUUAUAUUCCAGUGUCACUGCA